AGGCCGACCAAGUUUCUCCACUGACUGCUCCUCCAACCGACCGACUGGACAGAUCUCAGGGAAAUUUUCAUAUUGCGUUUCCUCCACAUCAACAGGAUGACCCUUCUCAACUACCCUCUCCCAGACUUGGAUGUCACCUUGCAAGAAGUGAGCCGUGUCCUGCAGCUCACUUUAGGUCCUGACCUUUACCCAGAGUUCAAAAGUACGUUGGAACAGCAGAGGGAUCUGCUUGAAGAGGCCCAGGACAAGUUGUCUGCUGUGGCUUCAGGCCAAGAGAAUUGGGUGACCGAUCAGUUUAAGAGAAGUCUGCUGUCUUGUACUGAGCCCCUGCCAACCUCCACUGCCCUCCCUGUUGUUUUUCUUCCGUCAAAAGAAAACAAAUGUACCCAAGUGGGGAGGGCAGCCGCUCUACUUUGGGCAGCGGCAAAGCUGUACAGUGAGCCCCUGCUACUGCAGGGAAACGUGCCCAUGGAGCGCACACAGCAGUCUGAGGUAUUUGCUGCCACCCGGAUUCCUGGAAGGAUUCACGAUGAGAUCAAGGUCUACCCAGACAGCCUCCAUGCCAUUGUCACCUGUGUUGGAGGAGUGUUCCCUGUGGACAUACUGGAGCGUCCCAGCACUGGUGGCCCGGUUUCUGCUCGUCAGUUCAUUGACAUCUACAACCAGCUGGUUCAGGUGAUGGACCAACCCAGUGCAGGAAAACAGAAAGAUCCCUCUGCCAUUUGCAGCCUCUCGGCUCUGGAGCGAAAUGUCUGGGCUGCAACCAGGGAAGAGAUCCUGGAGCAAGGAGGGGAGAUGGCGGCAUCACUUGGGCUGAUGGAGAGUGCCGUGCUGACGCUCGGUCUGGAAGACUGUGAUGCACCGUCUGAUCUGGCUGACAUCCUGAAUGCAGUGAGGCUGGGAGGGGAAGGAGGAGAUCGUCCAUGUCUGAGAUACUAUGACAAGGUGCUGAACCUUGUGGUGUUCAAGAACAAGACGGCUGGGAUGGUGUUUGAGCACAGCGCCGUAGAUGGGAUGGUGGCAGGACUUGUUACUGAAUAUGUUUACAAUCUGUCUGAAACUGCUGACUUAGAUCUUGACCAUAAGGACAAAGAAAAUGUGGAUGGGUUCAAAAAACUGGCAAACAAUGUCAUAUCUGUUUGUCCAACUUCCCUAUCAUUUCCCUUUCAAGGAGUAAAUACACCCAAGAUGAAUCAUGAUUUAAAAGCAACACAUCCAGUUCUCACUUUUGAUAUGUACGCCUAUCCUGAUGUCUUUUCUACUCUGAGAGGGCAGCGAUGCCUCUAUGAUGCUUGGAUUAACUUCUCUUUGCAGCUUUCCCUGAGGAAGACUCUUGGUGUAGCUGCUGCCAAACAUUUACUUGUCACACCAACCCAUAUGCGUCACUACAAACAUGGCCGUUGUGAUCCUACAUACUCCAUCACCAUGCAUUCUCUCAAGUUAGUAGGGGCCUUGGAGGCUUCCAUUGGCCCAGAUAACACAAUCCAAUACACGCCUGAACUCCUACAGUUGUUCCAUGUCGCUUUGUUGGAGCAUAAGAGCCGCAUCAAAAACACCAAAAGUGGUAAAGGAGUUGGUCCCCAUGUAGCGGUCUUGCGUCAAUCCUUGCAAUCUGACAACCCACUGAAGAAGCACCUGGAACCCUUUGGAUGUCCAUCUGUGUACCUCACAGGUACAGAUCUGAUGGAGGGUGUAGAAUGUGGAGUAGGGAAUGUUUAUGCCAAAGAUCAGCUCGCUGUAACCUACCUUGGGAAGAGAGACAAGGUUCGCAUUGUUCUCAAUGGGAAAGGGAAGUAUGCUUUGGCAUUAGAGGAGCUUCAAGAAAGCCUGAAGAUGAACCUGAAGUUAGUGAUGCUUCUAGCUGUUAGGUACGCCAUUGCACAGCAAAUGGGAGCCCUAGAGCCUCCACUGAAUCAGAGUCCAACUGAGAAUGGGGAGACAAACCAUGUCCCAAACAGCCGGGACAAUGGCAAAACCUGGAGUGACUCCACUUCUGGCAGGAACACAGACUUCACUCUGGUGAUCCAUGGUGGUGCGGGAGAGGAGAUGAUGCUGAACACCGACAUCAUCGGGGUUAUUGAGUUUGCGCUACAGGCGGCGUUAACACUUGGAUCUCAAGUGCUUCAACAAGGUGGAAGGAGUCUAGACGCCGUUCAGAAGUCAGUAGAAGCUCUGGAAGACUGCUUCUUGUUCAAUGCAGGUAAAGGCUCCGUAUUCAACAAAGAUGGCAAAAUUGAAAUGGAAGCAACCAUUAUUGAUGGCAAUGCAAUGAGGUCAGGAUCAGUUGCUUGUGUGCAAAGUGUGAAGAACCCCAUAAAGGCUGCAAGAUGUGUCAUGGAGAAAAGCUCACAUUCACUCCUUGUGGGAGAUGGCGCUGAGGAGUUUCUACAAGGGUUGGAGAUGGAGAAGCCUGUUGGGGCGGAGUAUUUCUACACUGAUAUACGUCACAGGCAGUUAACUGCAAAGCUCAGUGAGGAGAAGGCCUUAAAAAACAUCCACCCUCAGACAGUUGGAGCUGUGGCCUUGGAUCGCUGGAGUGGGUUGGCCGCUGCAUCUUCCACAGGUGGGUUGGUUGGAAAGCUGAAAGGACGAGUUGGAGAUACAGCAGUAGUGGGGGCGGGAAUAUAUGCUGAUGACAAUUUGGCUAUAGCCUGCUCUGGAGAUGGAGAUAUAUUUCUGAGGCACACAGUUGCACAGAAAAUAGCCAGUCUCUACCACCACACUGGCUGUAGCCUUAGGCAAGCAUGUAAAGAAGUGAUGGCUAACAAUCUUGAUGGAACCUGUGCAGGAAUCAUUGCCUUGGACACCAAAGGUGAUGCCGUCAUUGAGACAAAUUCCGGAGUGAUGUUUGUGGCCUCAAUGAUAGAUGACAUAUCACGUGUAGAGGUCUUCAGGCCUCUCAAGAACUUCUCACAUGUCAUCUGGGAAACAGAUGAUCUGGUUGCCUACCUGACUCCCAACCCCUGGAUCCCUGGGUCAACCAUUCUGACCAGAAAAAGUCUUAGUGGGGUCAGUAGCAUCUUCCAGUUGCCUACACCAGACUUUAUGGCAAUGCUACAAGGAGCGAGAGCAGUGUCAAACCUGCUAUGUCAGAGAUUGGAAGUGCAGCGCUGUGCCAUGGUUUUCAAUCCAGCCCCUGAUCAACCUGCACAAAUCAGACUGCUUCCUCUGCAUGGCCUAGAUUCAAAAUGGCAGCCUCAUCUUGCAAGUGAAGAAGAAUUCCAAACUCACAAUCCUGGCUACUGCACCUCAAAAAGUGGCCCACGCUGGGAUGAUGAGGCACUGACCCAGGUCCUAGCCAAGAUUAGAAAUGGACUGCCAACGCCAAAUGCACCUUCAUGCUUUGACAUCCGCGGAGACCAUUCCAACAAUAACCUGUUCAGCCAAAUUGUACGUGGAGAGCAGCAACAGUGGAGGGUGUGGGAGGACAGUGAGCAUGUUGCCUUCCUGACACCAUAUCCAAACACACCUGGAUUAACCGUUGUGGUGCCGCGCAAACAUCUGUCCAGUGACAUCUUCAAACUUGAGGAUGCUGACUACAAAAAUCUGAUCUUGGCCACUUAUAAAGUUGCCAGACUACUGGAAGGGGGGCUGAGAGCUCAAGGAGUUGGACUGAUCUUUGAGGGCUUCGAGAUCGAUUAUGCCCAUGCCAAGCUAAUCCCUCUGUUACCUUCACCAGAUGGCACUAAACCUGCUGAUCUGCAAGCAGAGUUCUUCCACAGCUACCCUGGAUAUGUGUCAUCACUGGAUGGCCCAGCUGCUGACCCUGAGACCCUCAAAGAGAUCCACUCAAAAAUUACCCACUGCAGGCCCUCUCACUCAUGGCAGGACCCCCAGUCUCACUCCACACUUGCCAUCAGGAGCCAGUGGUAUCGCAACCUGUUCCAGAUUCAAAACACUCUUUUCCACAGCACAGUAGAAUAUUUCCACUCUACCUGCCAGUACUCCUAUGCUCUGACCCCUCUCACCACUGACACCAUCUCCUCACCAAUGGGCUUGGGAUCGGACUCAGAACCAGUUUCGGUUAACCUGCUGGGACAGGACAUCUACCUGGCUGACUCGAUGCAAUUUGUACUUGAAUAUUUCCUUCGCUUCCAGGAGAACCUGCCGGGGACGUAUUACAUAUCUCCCAGCUUCAGAGGCGAGGAUCCUGAUGCAACUCACUUGAAUCAGUUCUACCAUGUGGAGUGUGAACUGUUGGGAGACAUGGACAAAGCCAUUUCCACAGCAGAGGGGUACUUGGCUCAUCUAACCAAGUCCAUGUUAAAGAAACACUCUGAUAUGAUCCUAAACACUGCCGGGACUCUUACACAUGUGAAAGCCAUGCUGAGUAAGCUGGAUGGAAAAACUUCUCUCCCAAGAGUCUCUUUGGACCAGGCCAUUCCCAUGAUGCCCUCUGCUGACUGCUUAGAGUGGGUACAAGAUGGUCAGCCGCAGUUUGGCAGAAAGCUGACACGCAAAGGAGAGCGGGUCUUGAUUGAGAAAAAUGGUGGUGCAGUUUGGCUGACUGAGAUGGAUCAUCUAAGUGUUCCCUUCUACCAAGCCUACAUGGAGGACACUGGGCGCAGCAAAGCCAAAGCCGCUGACCUUCUCCUCGGGCUGGGAGAGACUCUGGGUCUUGGUGAACGGCAUUCUAACCCUGAGAUGGUGAAAGAUGCCCUCAGGCACCAUGCAGUGCCGGAACAGUCCUACAAAUGGUACAUUGACAUGCGGCAAGUGAAACCACUCCAGACCAGUGGAUGGGGCAUGGGGACGGAGCGCUACUUGUGUUGGCUGCUUCAGCAUGAUGACAUCAGAGAUUUACAUAUCAUUCCGAGGAUGAAAGGAGCCAAGUACAUGCCUUGAUCAAACCACUCCACAGGUCAACAGGCCCUUAGAUAGGAUACACCUGUAGAUAUGGGGCCAAUGAAAAAUAUGGAGUUUGGAUUAAAUGCUUUAAUAAUACAGAUCCUUAGACGAGAUGUGUUAAAAUAAUCCUGUCAUAUUAUCCUAUGUAAACCGUGUUCCCUUCAGAGUAAAAAAAAACAAUGUAUCAGAAGAGUUGAAUUUUUGGUUACAGGAAGCAAAUAAACUUUUUUUUAACUGUA
Molecule: messenger RNA, 5087 nt
Organism: Gasterosteus aculeatus aculeatus (three-spined stickleback)
Lineage: Eukaryota; Metazoa; Chordata; Actinopteri; Perciformes; Gasterosteidae
Biological process (GO): tRNA aminoacylation for protein translation
Cellular component (GO): cytoplasm
Molecular function (GO): aminoacyl-tRNA ligase activity; ATP binding; hydrolase activity
Source: RefSeq, a predicted model, not a curated record